AUGCCUCCUCCAAGGGGGGGCGGCAACGUGGCCACGCGCACGAUCGCCGCCUCCCCCCGUGCGGUACGUUGCCUCGCCAAUGGCUGCGAAGCGGAUGGUGGCCGUGACGGGAAGGAGGAGGAGCGGGGCGGUGGUUGCUGGGUGUCGUACGGGUGGCGCCGCCUACCGCGCCGCCUGCCACCCGCGAUCCAGUCACCCCGGCCGCUUGUGCGGGAGCGCACCGCCGACGGCCGCCUCGUGAUCUCGCGGGAGGAGGCCGCGCACCGCGUCUGCGCCAGGAAGGUCGAGGACCACCGCCUCGUCCUGGAGCUCGUCGACGAGCGCGACGGCGGCGCGGCGCCCCCGCCUCAGGGGCGGCGGCGGUGGUCGCAUCCGUUGGUCGGGCAGGAAGCCAAGGCGUCUGCAUCAGCCGCCGGCGAGGAGUCUGCGCCUGCGGGGGCGCCAACUACGUCUCCGGUUGCUGCGGUCCCGGUACCGCCCGUCCUGGCCGAGGCGUGCUUCGAGGGUGCGAUCCGCGAGGCGUCGCUGCGUGAGAUGCGGAUGAGCUUGCUCAGGAUGGUCCAUUGA
Molecule: messenger RNA, 567 nt
Organism: Miscanthus lutarioriparius
Lineage: Eukaryota; Viridiplantae; Streptophyta; Magnoliopsida; Poales; Poaceae
Source: the annotation of a GenBank genome assembly